This is a messenger RNA of Helianthus annuus (common sunflower), 4911 nucleotides long. RefSeq lists its product as uncharacterized. The transcript is spliced from 2 exons. Bases 1 to 4911 code for a protein of 1636 amino acids. NCBI's taxonomy places the organism in Eukaryota, Viridiplantae, Streptophyta, Magnoliopsida, Asterales, Asteraceae. The record is from RefSeq and is a predicted model, not a curated record.
AUGGAUAGUCGUAAUUCUGGUGAGGGAAGUGUUGGUUCUUUGGAUGAUUCUGGUCAGGGUUCCAAGAAGAAUGAUGAUGGACAACCAUCUUCACGUGGGAUUGGACUGAGGGUUACGAAUUUGGAGGGUGAUUUUCUGAAGCCGAGGAGGGGAUUGUAUUCUACGUCAGGUUCAUCCAUCUUGGAUGGUCUGACCAAGAUCUCUAAACCCGUUAACCCUUCUAUAGGGAAUUUUACUACGUUUGCUGAUUAUAGUACGUUGGCCCAUGCAAGUUCUGAUCAAGGGAUGGAGUUGCCUCAAGCUGAUAGGUUGCCAGUCAUUGAUGAAAAGCUGAAAAACAUUCAGGAUCAGGUGGGGAGGAAUACGUCGGACUCUUGUCCAUCGGAUGGUGAAUUCUUGGGUAAACCUUUAUCCUAUGCUGAUACGGUGAUCAAUCAGAAGAAUAAAAAGGUAAAUUUCAGACCUCUUGCUUGUGAUACUCAACACGAGGGCUGUGAUAUUGUUCUCCCAAAAGAAUCGGUUCGUGUAGUUCAGGAAAAGCUCGCUAAUACAUUAUACGGAUACUUCUUGGGUGACCGUCUAGCUUACCCGGUGGUCGAAUACUUUGUAAGAAACAAUUGGAAAAAAUAUGGCUUGCAGAAGUCUAUGAUGAACGCUAAUGGCUUCUUCUUCUUUAAAUUUGCGGAUCAUAAGGGUAUGUGCGAUGUGCUUGCUUCAGGUCCUUGGAUAAUACGCUCACAACCUAUUUUUCUCCACGAAUGGUCUCCUAUGUCAAAGCUGGAAAAACAAGAGGUUACUAAGGUUCAAGUUUGGGUGAAAAUUCAUGAAGUGCCGAUUGCCGCUUACACGGAGGAUGGCCUGAGUAUGAUAGCCACCGCCAUUGGGGUUCCUAAGUUAUUAGACUCCUAUACAUCGUCUAUGUGUAUGGAUUCUUGGGGGAGAAGUAGUUACGCAAGAGCUCUUAUAGAAAUCUCCGCGGAUAAGGACUUCAAAGAGGAAAUAACGAUGGCUAUCCCGGAAGUAGAUGGUGAAGGAUUUAUUAAGGAAACAAUGUAUGUCGAAUACGAAUGGAGUCCGCUCAGAUGCUCUCACUGCUGUGUCUUUGGUCACGAUGCUGAGUCUUGUCCAAAGCAAUCGAAAAGACUCGAUGUUAAAGCUUCUUAUAAACAGGCUUGGGAUAAGGGUAAUAAGGGGCAAUCUCAAGGGCGUCGUCAAGAAAAACCGAAAAUUGAUGAUGAUGGAUUUAUGGGGGUUCAUAGUAAAAAAGCGGCUAGGAAGAGUGGUAUCCCGAUUAACAAACCAAAACCAAAAUUUGAAUAUCGUCCAGUUUCUACUAAUCGGAAAGAUAACGGGAAGUCUAAAUCGGAAUCAACUAAUGUGGUGUCUCGAAAUCCUUUUGAUGUUUUGAAUGAAGUGAAUGAGGAGCAAGGCCAAAGUAGUAAAUCGGCUGAAGAUGGUAAUGAGGACUCGGAUGAAGAUGAGGUGAUGGAAGGUUAUUGUGAGAUGGAUGAUUUUCUCAUGGAAGGGACGCACAAAAUUCAAGGGGCAAGCACUCCUUCUCCAGUUGUUUCCAAUGCGAAUUAUUAUAUUACUCGAAGGGAGUUAUGGUAUCAUUUGUCUAAGCAUAAGGUGCUUGUGGGUAAUAAUCCUUGGGUUAUCUUGGGCGAUUUCAACUCAGCUCUUAAUCUUGAUGAUAAGUCUAUGGGAGUGUCUAACAUAUCGGCUGGUAUGAGAGAGUUUCAAGAUUGUAUUUCGGAUAUAGAAGCGUUCGACAUAAAUAGCUCAGGCUUGCAUUACACAUGGAGUCAAAAACCAAAAAAGGGAGCUGGUUUGUUAAAGAAAAUUGAUAGAGUUUUGGGUAACACUCCGUUUGUUGAUAUGUUUCCCAAUUCGGUGGCUUUUUUUCAUCCGUACCGUCUUUCUGAUCAUUGUCCGUGUUUGUUAAAGAUCCCAAAGCCGGGUAAAAGUAAACAUAGACCGUUCAAGUUCGCAAAUUUUCUGGUUUAUAAACCGGGUUUUUUGGAGACUGUUAAAAAGGCGUGGGAUACUAAUAUCGAAGGGGUACUCCAAUUUCGAGUGGUGAAAAAACUCAGAUUGUUAAAAAAUCCGCUUCGUGCUUUACUGUUCCAACAGGGUAACUUGCAUAAGAAAGUGGAGGAGCUUCGUUCGAAGUUGGAUGCGAUUCAGCGGGAUAUAGAUAGUAGUCCGUUAAAUGUUGUUCUUCGUGAUCAAGAGAUAAAGAUUUCAGCUGAAUUUCAAGAGGCUUGUCUAGAUGAAGAGCGUUUCUUAAAACAAAAAUCUAAAGUGGAUUGGCUUCGAGCGGGGGAUGCCAAUACGGCUUUCUUUCAUGCCUCCUUGAAGUGCAGAAAUCAUUCGACUCGUAUUGAUGUUAUUACGAACUCAGAAGGGGUUAUGUUUGAGGGUGAAAAUGUCUCUAAGGCGAUUGUCACUCAUUAUGAAAAAUUUCUCGGUAGUGAAGAUGCUAUAGCCAUUCGGCCAACGCAUGAGCUUUUCUCGAAAAGGUUGAAUGACGAUGAUGCAUUGCAUAUGAUUCGUCCGGUGACGAGCCAAGAGGUUAAGCUAGCUAUGUUCUCCAUUGGGAACGAUAAAGCCCCUGGUCCAGAUGGGUAUUCGGCCGCUUUUUUCAAGAGUGCAUGGGAUAUUAUUGGUCUUGAUGUUUCGAAUGCCAUAAUUGAUUUCUUCAAUACGGGUAAGCUUCUUCGGGAGUUGAAUAAUACUCUUAUUGUUCUUAUUCCAAAGAAGGCCACCCCUUAUUCAGUUACGGACUAUCGGCCCAUUGCUUGUUGUAAUGUUAUCUAUAAAUGUAUUAGCAAGAUUGUGGCGGAUCGUAUUAAAGGAUCUUUGAACCAAAUUGUAAGCAUCAAUCAGUCGGCUUUUAUCCCGGGAAGGAAGAUAUCUGACAACAUUUUGCUCACUCAGGAGCUGAUGCACAACUAUCAUAGAAGCUAUGGUCCGCCUAGAUGUGCUUUUAAAGUUGAUAUUCAAAAAGCUUAUGACACGGUUCAUUGGGGUUUUCUCAAGGACGUGCUCGUUGGGUUUGGCUUCAAUCCGAAGAUGGUGGAGUGGAUUAUGAUUUGUGUGUCUACCCCUUCAUAUUCUCUAUGUGUUAAUGGGGAAGUGCAUGGUUAUUUCAGGGGAAGACGUGGUUUGCGGCAAGGAGAUCCACUUUCUCCUUAUCUUUUCACGCUUGUCAUGGAAAUCCUAACUUGUAUUCUUCAGCAUGGUUCGAGGCUGGGCUCUUCGUUCAAGUUUCACAACAGGUGUGAAAAGCAGCGUAUUAUUAAUCUCUGUUUUGCAGAUGACCUGUUCCUUUUUGCUCGAGGCGAUGUUCAUUCGGCUAGCUUCAUCAUGGAAUCGCUUACACAAUUCACGAACAUGUCUGGUCUGGUCCCGAGUAUUCAAAAGAGCACUGCUUUUUUCUGUAAUGUCUCCGAUCUUGUCAAAGAGGCUAUCUUGAAUGUCUUGCCGUUCGAGGAGGGAUCUUUACCGGUUAGAUAUUUAGGGGUCCCUCUAAUUUCGACCAGACUCUUAGCUAAAGAUUGUAAUGUUUUGGUUGAGAGGAUGGAGAAACGCAUAACUAAUUGGAGAAACAAGCUUCUUUCGUUUGCAGGGAGAUUACAACUUAUUAUCUCUGUUUUGGCUGCUUUGCAUGUGUAUUGGUCCUCCGUUUUCAUUUUACCAGCUAGCAUCAUUAAAGAUUUGGAGGCUAAAAUGCGGAAUUUCUUAUGGUCUCAAGAAGCUUCCUUUCACAGAGGAAAAGCUAAAGUUUCUUGGAGUUCUAUUUGUGUCCCAAAGUAUGAAGGUGGUCUUGGUAUUCGUAGAGUGGGAGAUGUAAACAAGGCUCUUAUGGCGUCUCAUGCCUGGAGUAUUCUGAACAAGAGGGAUUCGUUAUGGGUUGCUUGGAUUUACUCGUAUAGAUUAAAGCACCAUAAUUUCUGGACGUGUAGAGAAGGGUCGAACUGUAGUUGGUCAUGGAGGAAGCUUCUUCAAAUCAGGCCGUUAUUGAGAAGUCACAUUUGGUCGAAGUUGGGGAACGGGAAUGAUACUUCAGCCUGGUACGACUUAUGGAGUCAUCUUGGGCCUCUCGCUAACUUUAUUUCGGCUAGUGUGAUCACUAAUGCAGGGUUUAUGCUUAAUGAUAAGGUUGCGGAUGUUUUUCUAGACACCUCUUGGGCGUGGCCGGAGGAGUGGAGGUCUCGGUUCCCUAUUUUAGAUCAGCUUGAUAAUAUUCGUUUGAAUCCGAAUAGUAUUAACAGGUUAUGUUGGAAGGAAGGUGAUGUUACGCAUGAUUUUUCGUCCUCUAUAGCUUGGCACUCGGUUCGGUCUAGGGAGCAAGAAAUAGAUUGGGUUAAUAUAGUGUGGUUUCCUCAAUGUAUUCCCAGACACGCGUUCUUAAUGUGGCUUAUCAUGCGUCGGAAGCUUCUGACACAAGAUAUUAUUCUUCAGUGGGAUAUAUCUAGGAGGAAAAAUAUGAACAUGAUGUGCUGUCUGCUUUGUUACGAAAAUGUUGAUUCCCAUGAGCACCUUUUCUUUGAAUGUAGUUUUUCUUCUAAAAUUUGGCUCAUGGUUCGAGAGAAGGCGGGUAUGGCUAGAGUGGAUCCGAAGUGGAGCUCGAUUAUUGGCUGGCUAAAGGCUCGAGAGAGAUCGAAAUCCGCAGCUUUAUAUGUUAGUAAACUCUUGGUUGGAGCGACCGCUUAUGUGAUUUGGCAAGAGCGAAACGCGAGAUUAUUUAGAAAUCAAACGAGACCUCCGGAUACUAUACGUGAUACAAUUCUGAAAACCAUCCGAUACAAACUCAUAGGCGUUAAAUUCAGGCAAUGCAUCAAUGUUACUAGAUUGCGAGGCGGGUGGGGGAUUGCGGAGGAAACCGUGAACGACGAUGGAGGCUAA